AGCAAGCAACAAAGCAGGCAGCAGCGUAGUUCGCAAGAGAUCGUCGUCGUUUUCCUUCGUCACCUGGGGGAAAUUGAAAUUUCGGGUAGGUAAGUGUUCCGGGAUGUCCUCCCCUCGCGGAUUAACGGUGACCAACCAGUAGUGUACGCGAAAACCGUCGUAAACAGUCGUCGGAAGUGUAUGUAAUCCCGUCGCGUUUCAUUUGCUGUGGUUGCCUUUUGCAGGUCAGUAGUUUCCGUGCGUGCGUGUGAGAAGGAGAAGAGAGUGAAGUGGAAGAUUUCCAUCGAAGACAGACGAGACGACUGCCAGAUUCGAUGAGAACGUAAAAAUUGAAGGCAAAAGCAAAAAAGCUGUGCGAAGAAAGGAAAAACGGCUGUCACAAGAGUCAAGAAUCGGAAGGGAAGAGGCGGAAGAGCGCAGUAGUGUGUGAAGUUUCUUUAUCCGUCUCGGAGGCCCACCACUAACUAGCUGGCAGAGAGCAAGAGGAGCAGAACGAGGAAGGGUUCUCGAAUCAGCAGUAGCAGCCAGCAGAAGAAGAUUUUCAUCAGUGUUGUUCAAAAUGUCUGAGAAUCGCGAGGAGAUUCUAGCAAACUUUCAGAGUAUAACCGCUAUUGAAGAUGUUGCGGAGGCUAUAUACCAUUUAGAUGAAUGCAACUGGGAUCUACUAUCCGCCGUCCAUCGGGUACUGCCACAGGAUCCUCAGGAACAGCGAUCGUCGUCCGCUGGUGGCAGCGGAAACGGCGGUGGAGGUGGAGGCGGAGGAGGUAGCAGUAACCUCGGUAGCGGAGGAGGAGCAUUCGCCAGUUAUUCCAAUAAUCUAAAUAGUUUGGAAGCCACGGCAAACGUCGAGGAGCUGAUGACGGCUCCGUCAUCACCCGUCAAGAGUUCGGCCGGAGGAACGGCAGGCAGCAGCGCCGGCUCCAGCCACAGUCGGAACUUGGAUAUGGGAGCAUCUACAUCACGGUCUAGCAGCAGCAACGACUUCCGCAGUGCGCUCAACUAUUUGGACGUAACGCCGCAUGACGUAGUUUUUAGGAUUCACUUCAAUAAUGAUGUGCACAAGAUCACCGUUCCGAACACGGCCACGGUGGGCGAGUUGAAAGCCAAAAUUUGCGAAAAGACUGCCGUUCCGGUAUGUCGGCAAGCGUUGAAAGGAUGGGAACCGGGUAAACAGAAAGAAUUACAAAAUUCCUCGACGGUGCUCAAGUCGCUCAAUAUAGGCAAAGAGGUCAAUUUAGUCCUAUCCGACAUGACCGGAGAGGGUUUCAUGGCUGACGCUGACCCACUGUCGUCGCAAAACAGGCAAAACUACACGCUGCACAUCAACGUCCAACCGGAGGGUAACUUGCUGGAGCUUAAAUUCCCCGGCCAUCAGAACAUUCUGUCGAUCAAGACCGACGUCUACACGAUCACGGACAUUCCGGUGCGGCAUCAGCAAUGGUUCGGCUGGCCGAACAAUGUGACCAACAGUACGACGCUGGCUGAAUCCGGCGUCGAACGGGAGCACAAUCUGGUGCUAAAGCGGGCGGACGAGGGAGCCAAGAUCACCAACAACAACAAUGCGGCGGCCAAUACGGCCAGUGCCAGCACUAGCAGUAGCAGUAGGAAUGUUUACAACAACAGUGAUAGCAUGCCCAUCACAAUCGAUUCGGAGAGCAGCGAAGAAUUUGAGGACGCUUCGGACUUCAACAACGAUGACGAUAUUUUCACAGAAACUCCAAUCAACAGCCACUUGAAGCAUUUGAUUCCCGACAACGUAGACGACGAAGCGAUCGGCAGCAUACAGUUCGUGGAGAACUUUGUCGAACGGUACGGACCCCAGCAUCCGAUGUUCUUCCAGGGAAGUUUGGAAGAUGCCCUGAAGGAAGCAUGCCGUCCAUCUGCCCGGGAUCGUAAACUGUUGGCUGUCUAUCUUCAUCACGAUGGAAGUGUUUUGACGAACGUGUUCUGUGGCCAACUGUUGGCCUGUGAAAGUAUCAUCCAGAUGCUGUUGGACCACUUUGUGCUGUACGGGUGGGAUUUGACGUUCGAAAGCAAUAAAAACAUGUUUCUGUCCUCAAUAUCGGCUUGCGUUGGGAUGAGCGCUUCAAUAACGGUCCGAAACAUUCCGGCCGACCGGUUGCCAGCCAUUCUUGUGAUAGCGAAAAAUCGUAGCCAGUGCGAAGUUUUUCAGGUGAUUUCUGGUAAUGUCAGUGUCGAUGAUCUUCUGUCGCAACUGAUGGAAGCGUCCGACAUGUAUGCCGAGCAACUCAAGAUCGAACUGCGUGAAGAGAAUGAGCGGCUAGCGCGAGAGCAAGUAAAGCUCGAACAGGAUGCUGCAUAUCGAGAGAGUUUGGAAGCCGAUCGAGCCAAGCAGGAAGCCAAACGGCAGAAGGAGCUAAUGAUGCAGUCCGAGCGCCGCCGGCUGGAAUCCGAGCGGGCCGAUGCUGAAGCGAAGCGCGAAUUAAUCCGGGCCCAAGCACGGAUCACCGUUCCUCCCGAGCCGGAACAGACCACCGGCGAGAACAUAACGAAAAUUCGAAUAAGAACACCGGCCGGGACGAUGUUGGAGAGGCGCUUCACAACGGACACUCCGCUACGCAUUCUGCUGAACUACAUCACCGGCGAAGGGUUCCUAGUAGACGAGUUCAAGGUGAUCUCCAGCUGGCCGCGAAGAGAUCUCACAACGUUGGACUACGAGAACACCAUGAAGGAUCUGAAGCUCUACCCCCAGGAGACCCUGAUACUGGAGGAGCGAUGAUUCGGUCGUGUACACCGAGAGCGCCCCUUUGUAUCGCCAGAUCGUACACCCUACUACAGCAACAGCAACCGUACAAUGGUGGUAGAUUGAGGCAACGCGAUGCACGUUAGUAGUUUAUGUUCCCCAUCCUGUGCGCGCCUUCAGUCGCAUGCACAAUGCGAUGCGUUCUUAGUUUCUCUCAUUUUUUUUAUUCGAUUACGAUGAAAAAAAAGCAAAGGAAAGCAAGUCUUUUAAAUUUGGUUUUGUUUAUCCUUUGUUUUAUUCGCCGAUGUUUCGUUUUUAUUUUCAUGCAGUUCGUUUCUUCGGGAGAAAUCUCAAAAUUUGUCUCAUCUUGCGGCGAUAAAUACAAUCUUCGAGGAAGAGAAGAACCGGGCUUUGUUUGGAAUAUAGAGUUGUCUGCUGAAAUUUUGAUCAUCGUACUAGACGAACAAAGAGCUAUGAUUUUUUUUUAAACAGUGAAGAAAUGCUUGAAGCAAGUUACUUGAAAUUGCAUUAGGGAGGGAAAUAAUUGGAAUGUGUAUUAUAGAAGCAGGUAUGCCAAUACAAAAUGUGGACGGAAGCAGAAAAAGAAGUAAGAAAUAAACAACGUAAUCCUCAAAA
This is a messenger RNA of Aedes albopictus (Asian tiger mosquito), 3340 nucleotides long. It is a transcript of the gene casp, whose product is annotated as FAS-associated factor 1. The transcript is spliced from 12 exons. The record is from RefSeq and is a predicted model, not a curated record. Gene Ontology annotation, cellular component: endoplasmic reticulum; nucleus. Lineage: Eukaryota; Metazoa; Arthropoda; Insecta; Diptera; Culicidae. Gene Ontology annotation, molecular function: ubiquitin binding. Bases 560 to 2740 code for a protein of 726 amino acids.